CCGCCCGGCGGACGCGGCCGCGACAGAAAAUGGCGGCGGCGGCGGGGAGUCGCGCGUCGUCGUCGGGACUCGCGGGCGCAGAGGCGAGCGGAGGGUCCCUGCAGUCGGGCGGGGGCCGCGAGCGGGCGGACUGGCGGCGGCGGCAGCUGCGCAAAGUGCGGAGCGUGGAGCUGGACCCGCCGCCCGCGCCGCCGUCCGCGUCCCGGUCCCCGUCCCCGUCGCCCGAGCCCGCGGGCGGCAGCGCCGCGCAGCCGGUGCUGGAACCGCCGCCCCCCGGAGCCGCGAGCCGCGCCGGCGCCCACGUCCCGGAGCCCGGGGACCGCGGCGACCCGAGCCGUGCGGGGACGGAGCCCGCGGAGCCGCCUCCUGCAGCCGCCGGCCUCGAGAUGGAGAGCAGGGAGACGCCGCGGGGCCUGCCCCGGAUGGACGACCGGCCCGAGGAGCGGCUGAUCCGUGAGAAGCUCAAGGCUACCUGCAUGCCCGCCUGGCGGCACGAGUGGCUGGAGAAGAGGGGCCGCCGGGGCCCAGUGGUGGUGAAGCCCAUCCCAGUCAAGGGAGAUGGACCCGAGGUCGGCGCCUGCGCAGCCGAGUCGCAAGGAGAGGGCCAGACCAGCCCCGCGUCCCCGGCUCCCAAAGGCCGCCGCAGCCCGUCCCCCGGCGGCUCGCCUUCGGGGCGCACGGCGAAGCCGGAGUCCCCCGGUGUGCGGAGGAAGAGGGCCUCCCCAGUGCCGUUCCAGAGCGGGAGGACCACGCCCCCGAGGAGAGCCCCUUCCCCGGACGGCUUCUCCCCAUACAGCCCCGAGGAGACCGGCCGCCGGGUCAACAAGGUGAUGCGAGCCCGGCUCUACCUGCUGCAGCAGAUCGGGCCCAACUCCUUCCUGGUGGGCGGUGACAGCCCCGACAACAAGUACCGGGUGUUCAUCGGGCCGCAGAACUGCAGCUGCGGGCGCGGGGCCUUCUGCAUCCACCUGCUCUUCGUGAUGCUCCGGGUGUUCCAGCUGGAGCCCUCGGACCCCCUGCUGUGGAGGAAGACCCUGAAGAACUUCGAGGUGGAGAGCCUGUUCCAGAAGUACCACAGCCGGCGCAGCUCGAGGAUCAAAGCCCCGUCCCGCAGCACCAUCCAGAAGUUCGUGUCCCGCAUGUCACACUCGCACCCGGCGUCCUCCCCGAGCACGUCCGCAUCGAGCUCGGAGAACAGCGUGAAGGACGAGGAGGAGCAGCUGUGCCCGAUCUGCCUGCUGGGCAUGCUGGACGAGGAGAGCCUGACCGUGUGCGAGGACGGCUGCCGGAACAAGCUGCACCACCACUGCAUGUCCAUCUGGGCCGAGGAGUGCCGGAGGAACCGGGAGCCUCUGAUCUGCCCGCUCUGCAGGUCCAAGUGGAGGUCCCACGACUUCUACAGUCACGAGCUGUCCAGCCCUGCCGACGCCCCAUCCUCUCUGCGGGCUGCCCAGCCGCUGCGCCGGACUCCAGAGAGCGGCUUCCACCUGACCCACUUCGGGGCCCAGCAGGUCCCUCCGGCGCACAAGGACCUAGCCGAGCCCUGGGUCCAGGUGUUCGGGACGGAACUCGUCGGCUGCCUGUUCUCCAGGAACUGGAGCAUCCGGGAGAUGGCCCUCCGGCGCCUCUCCCACGACGUCAGCGGGGCGCUGCUGCUGGCCCACGGGGAGAGCGCCGGUCACUCCGGGGGUGGAGGCAGCCCCAGCGCCGCCCCAGGGCCCCCCGCGCCCAGCACCCCGGCAGAUGUGGUGGGGGCCUGCUGCAGCGUCCUGUCCAUGGUGUGUGCGGACCCCGUGUACAAAGUGUACGUUGCGGCUUUAAAAACGCUGCGGGCCAUGCUGGUGUACACGCCGUGCCACAGCCUGGCGGAGAGGCUCCGGCUGCAGCGGCUCCUGCGGCCCGUGGUGGACACCAUCCUGGUCAAGUGUGCGGACUCCAACAGCCGCACUAGCCAGCUGUCCAUCUCGACGCUGCUGGAGCUCUGCAAGGGCCAAGCAGGGGAGUUGGCGGUUGGCAGAGAAAUACUCAAAGCUGGGUCCAUUGGCGUCGGCGGUGUUGACUUUGUCGUGAGUUGUAUUCUUGGGAACCAAACGGAACUGAACAGCUGGCAAGAGCUCCUGGGCCGCCUCUGCCUGAUCGACAGACUGCUGCUGGAGUUUCCUGCUGAGUUCUACCCCCACAUCGUCAGCUCUGACGCUUCCCAAGCUGAGCCUGUUGAAGUCAGGUACAAGAAGCUGCUGUCGCUCCUGAGCUUCGCGCUGCAGUCCAUCGACAACCCCCACGCCAUGGUGGGCAAGCUCUCCCGUAGGGUCUACCUGAGCUCCGCGCGGAUGGUCGCCGCUGUGCCCCGGGUGUUCUCCAGGCUGCUGGAGAUGCUGAGCGCGUCCGGCUCCGCCCACUUUGCCAGGAUGCGCCGCCGGUUGAUGGCCAUCGCGGAGGAGGUGGACAUUGCCGAGGCCCUGCAGCUGGGCAGUGAGGACGCUUUGGACAGUCGACAGGGUGGCCUCCUGCGGGUAUCGGGCCGUGACAGCCCCCCGGGAGCCACGGAGCACAGCCCCGCCGAGCACACGGACCCCACGGGGAGAACUGGGAGGGGCCUGCGGGCUUCGAGGCUGAGUGCCAGCUCCGAGGACGUUUCCGACAGGCUGGCCGGCCUUUCCAUGGGGCUUUCGGGCUCGGCCACGACAGAGCAGCCAAAGCCCGCCAUGCAGACCAAGGGCAGACCCCUCAGCCAGUGUCUAAGCUCGUCCCCCCUCUCCCUCCACUCCCCCUUCGCGCCCCCAGCCCUGUCAGCCCCGUCCUCCUCUGCCCCGGCCGUGCCCGACGGCUCCAGGCCCAGACCUCAGGGGUUCGCUCCCUGCAAAGCUCCUUCUGCAUCCCCCCAGACGCAGCGCAAGUUUUCCCUGCAGCUCCAGAGAAACUGCUCUGAAGACAGAGACUCGGACAAGCUCUCCCCAGUCUUCACUCAGUGCGGGCCCCCGCCCUCCAGCUCCAUCCACAGGCCAAAGCCAGCUCGGCCGCCCCCUGGCAGUUCUGGUAAACAGGGCGACGCUGCCCAGCACAGCCUGACCCUCGACCUGGACGGCCCGUGCGGGGGUGACGGCAGCUUCGGCAGCAGCAGUCACGCCGUCAUCCCCAGCGACCAGACAGUGUUCACCCCCGUGGAGGACAAGGGCAGGCUGGAUGUCAACGCGGAGCUCAACUCCAGCAUCGAGGAUCUCCUGGAGGCGUCCAUGCCCUCGAGUGACACCACAGUCACUUUCAAGUCGGAGGUGGCCGUCCUCUCCCCUGAAAAGGACGAGAGCGACAACACCUACAAAGACGACGUGACCCACAACCAGAAGUGCAAGGAGAAGCUGGAGGCCGAGGAGGAGGCGGCCUUGGCCAUGGCCAUGGCCAUGUCGGCGUCGCAGGACGCGCUCCCCGCCGUGCCGCAGCUGCAGGUGGGGGGCGGGGAGGACGUCAUCAUCAUCCAGCAGGACACGCCGGAGACCCUGCCGGGGCACACCACGGCGAAGCUGCCCUACCGGGAAGACGUGGAGUGGUUGAAGGGCCAGCAGAUAGGCCUGGGGGCCUUUUCGUCUUGCUACCAGGCCCAGGACGUGGGGACCGGCACCCUGAUGGCUGUGAAACAGGUGACGUACGUCAGAAACACGUCGUCGGAGCAGGAGGAGGUGGUGGAGGCGCUGAGGGAAGAGAUACGGAUGAUGAGCCAUCUGAGCCACCCCAACGUCAUCAGGAUGCUGGGGGCGACGUGCGAGAAGAGCAACUACAACCUCUUCAUCGAGUGGAUGGCAGGGGGGUCUGUGGCUCAUUUGCUCAGUAAAUACGGAGCCUUCAAGGAGUCAGUAGUGAUUAACUACACUGAACAGUUACUCCGUGGCCUCUCGUAUCUCCACGAAAACCAGAUCAUUCACAGAGAUGUUAAAGGUGCCAACUUGCUGAUCGACAGCACGGGUCAGAGGCUGAGGAUCGCCGAUUUCGGGGCUGCGGCCAGGCUGGCGUCAAAGGGGACUGGCGCGGGGGAGUUCCAGGGGCAGCUGCUGGGGACCAUUGCCUUCAUGGCACCAGAGGUGCUGCGAGGCCAGCAGUACGGGCGGAGCUGCGACGUGUGGAGCGUGGGCUGCGCCAUCAUCGAGAUGGCCUGCGCCAAGCCCCCGUGGAACGCGGAGAAGCACUCCAACCACCUGGCGCUGAUCUUCAAGAUCGCGAGUGCGACCACGGCGCCCGCCAUCCCGCCCCACCUGUCUCCCGGGUUGCGGGACGUGGCUCUGCGCUGCUUAGAGCUCCAGCCUCAGGACCGACCUCCGUCGAGGGAGCUGCUGAAGCACCCCGUCUUCCGCACGGCCUGGUAGCCUGCCGAGAGCUGCGGUGGAGUCGGGACGCCCGCCGAGGCAACCUCCGUGGGCGGCCACGCGGGCAACCUGCUGGCCGUGCGGCCGCUGAACCGCCGCGAGCGGCCCGGCGGGGAAGCCCGUACCUAAGCACGUGAUCGACAAAUCAUGGUCUGCGCCUGCGCCUGCGCCCGCGCCCCGCCCGCGGCGCCCACACCCUGCGCCUGCGCAGGACCGCGAACUGUGCCUUUCCGGGAGACGCGGCCCGGGCGGAGCCUGGUGGGCGCUGUCGUCCCGCCCCGUGUCGGAGCGCCUUCCCGCCGCGCUGGCCGAGGGGGCGCUCGGGUCCGUCCUCCUCCGGUUUCCGUUUCUCUCCCGCGCCCCGUGGUGCCGCCGCGGGGUUCUGACGCCCGUCCCGUCCCGUCCCGUCCCGUCCCCGUCCCCGGCGAAACCAAUCGGUGUCUGCCUCGCCUAGGUCAGCAUAUGCUGUGAGUAGCCGUGAAAAGCCGCAUUUUUUAACGUCGUAACUUCUUCAUGAGCCACAGUUGACCUUUAUUUUUUAAAGCCUGGGUAGUUGUGGUUCUUGUGCAUUUUACUGUGGGCCCAGUUAUUUCACUUUCGGAAAUUAUGGUUCUGUAUUUUCAUUUCACCUUCAUUUUUGUUUAAUGUUCAGGGAAAGGUGAUCUUUUCAAACCAGAAGAAAAUAGAACUAGGUGUGAACUAGCAUUUACUGAAUAUCUUGCUGUGGCAAGAGUUUUUUAAUACGGAAUUUCAUUCGUUUUUAACAUUGGGAUUUCCACUACCUUCAUUUGCGUCCGUCACUGCUCUCCUCAUGCUGCAUGUAAGUGAAAAGCGACUGUCCGCUCGGUGCAGCUCGCAGCCGAGAUCAGGGUCACCUUGAAGCCUGUGGGCGUCUGGGGUGCGCUGGUCUGGCUCGUAGGCCGCGCCCCAGCAGUUAGUCUCCCCGGGUCCCAGCCCGUGGGCGCGGGGCUGCUGCUCUCCUUCUGGCCCGGAGGCCGCCGAUAGGUCACGACAGAAAACUAACCUCGCUGCUCAGCCACCAGCGAGCGGUGAUGUUUUCAAACGAGGGGUUUGCUGUGAACUUGGAAAACGUGUUCAUAAAGAAAAGUGGGAUUGAAUCUCAUUUACAUGCCGAUUCACUGGAUUUUGGACGGACCCCUGACGGUUCCCGCGCCGCUGCAUUCGGUCGCGGGGAAUCCGGAAGGAACAUGGCAGCUCUUGUGUCCUUUCCUGUUGGGUUUUGUGUGUGUGUGUGACUCUUUAAAUCAAGUACUGACUAAGUAUUUAAUACACCUUUUUGAGAUGUUCAGUUUUAACUCUUCAGAAGCCAGCUGCAUCGUGGCAGGAUGAAACAGAAUUGGUUGUUCUCAAAGACUCAGGAUAAACUAAAUAAGCUACAUAGAGUGCAUUUGCAGUGCACGGCACAAAUUGGAAGUAAAACAAGUUACCAGAUGAGUUUACAGGCGCGCGUCGCGUAUGAUUUUUAAAAGGCAGUUUUUAAAUGUGAAUGUGUUUCUUAGUGAAAUUUUACAUUCCUUGGUUUUGGAAGAUUGGCAAUAUUUGAAGAGUUAAAAACUGUGCUGAAAUGUGAAGUUUGGUAGGUCUGAACGUGUUGUACUUGACUGUUUUAUUCUCUCUCCUCUUUCGGGCUGCUCAGAAUUCUCACGGCUCUAAUGACGACCGUUUCCCGGUCUCUCCUGUGCAGGCUUCACGGGUGCGUUCUUGCCAUUGUACGUCCUGGAGGGUCUCCGGGCAGGUGGGCCCCGGGGCGGGGAGGGUGGGGUGGAGGCGCAGAGCUCGCCGACGGAGCAGGCUCGGCCGUCAGUGUUCGCUGCAGGGCCCGUGCCCUCCGCCACCCAGACCGGGCGCUGGGGGUCGGGGUCGGCGUCCGGGGCUGCGGUCGGGUUGCGGUUCCCUCCGCUGGCUGGUAAUGGUGGCGUGCGUUCGUUCGUUCGUUCGUUCGUUCGUUUUAUUUUCAAUGCAAAUGUGAUGUAAUAUUCUUAUUUUCUUUGGAUCAAAGCUGGACUGAAAAUUAUAUUGUGUAAUUAUUUUUGCGUUCUUAAUGUUAUUUGGUACUCGAGUUGUAAGUCACGUCUACUGCUGUGGGUCCCAGUCUCUGCUACCUCAGGUGUACCUAUAGCGUUCUCUUCUACCAAAGCUCACUCUCUCACUGAACCCUGUGUGCCGUGUGACUAUGAUUCCUAAGACUUCCAGGGCUUAAGGGCUGACUUCUAUUAGCACCUUACUAUGUAAGCAAAUGUUACAAAAAAAAAAAUCUCUGGGUUAAGAAAAUUUGGCUUAAGUGUAUCCUUUGUUAUUUUAAAUAUAUCAAGAUAUUUUAAUUAAAAUUUUUACCCCAUUGAACGAAUUUUAUAGUAUUUGUACCUAUUUUGGUGUUUUGUCUUUAUAGUAAAUAAAAGUU
This is a messenger RNA of Phyllostomus discolor (pale spear-nosed bat), 6777 nucleotides long. It is a transcript of the gene MAP3K1, whose product is annotated as mitogen-activated protein kinase kinase kinase 1. The record is from RefSeq and is a predicted model, not a curated record. Gene Ontology annotation, cellular component: cytoplasm. Gene Ontology annotation, molecular function: ATP binding; protein serine/threonine kinase activity; zinc ion binding. The transcript has 20 exons. Lineage: Eukaryota; Metazoa; Chordata; Mammalia; Chiroptera; Phyllostomidae. Gene Ontology annotation, biological process: protein phosphorylation. The coding region runs from base 30 to 4355 and encodes 1441 amino acids.